Tupaia belangeri chinensis (Chinese tree shrew) is the source of this 5066-nucleotide messenger RNA. It is a transcript of the gene STK10, whose product is annotated as serine/threonine kinase 10. NCBI's taxonomy places the organism in Eukaryota, Metazoa, Chordata, Mammalia, Scandentia, Tupaiidae. Gene Ontology annotation, molecular function: ATP binding; protein serine/threonine kinase activity. Gene Ontology annotation, biological process: protein phosphorylation. The record is from RefSeq and is a predicted model, not a curated record.
CUCCGGCCCCUCCUCCUCGCGGCCGCCGGAGCCACAGCCGGAGCCGGCGCCCGAGCCACCUCGCCCCCCGGCUCGCGCGCCCGCUGCCAUGGCUUUCGCCAAUUUCCGCCGCAUCCUGCGCCUGUCCACCUUCGAGAAGAGAAAGUCCCGCGAAUAUGAGCACGUCCGCCGGGACCUGGAGCCCAACGAGGUGUGGGAGAGCCAAGAACAAGGAGACGGGUGCCCUGGCCGCAGCCAAGGUCAUUGAGACCAAGAGCGAGGAGGAGCUGGAGGACUACAUUGUGGAGAUCGAGGUCCUGGCCACCUGCGACCACCCCUACAUCGUGAAGCUCCUGGGCGCCUACUACUACGCCGGGAAGCUGUGGAUCAUGAUCGAGUUCUGUCCUGGGGGAGCUGUGGACGCCAUCAUGCUGGAGCUGGACCGAGGCCUCACCGAGCCCCAGAUCCAGGUCGUCUGCCGCCAGAUGCUGGAAGCCCUCAGCUUCCUGCACAGCAAGAGAAUCAUCCACCGGGACCUGAAGGCGGGCAACGUGCUGAUGACCCUGGAGGGGGACAUCAGGCUAGCUGACUUUGGGGUGUCGGCCAAGAACCUGAAAACUCUUCAGAAACGAGAUUCCUUCAUAGGAACGCCUUACUGGAUGGCCCCUGAGGUGGUCAUGUGUGAGACCAUGAAGGACACGCCCUACGACUACAAAGCCGACAUCUGGUCCCUGGGCAUCACGCUCAUCGAGAUGGCCCAGAUUGAGCCCCCACACCACGAGCUCAACCCCAUGCGGGUGCUGCUCAAGAUCGCCAAGUCGGACCCGCCCACGCUGCUCACGCCUUCCAAGUGGUCUGUGGAGUUCCGUGACUUCCUGAAGACAGCCCUGGACAAGAACCCAGAGACCCGGCCCAGUGCUGCACAGCUGCUGGAGCACCCCUUCGUCAGCAGUGUCACCAGUAACAAAGCUCUCCGGGAGCUGGUGGCCGAGGCCAAGGCGGAGGUGAUGGAGGAGAUCGAGGACGGUCGAGGGGAGGAGGAAGAGGAGGACGCAGACGCCACCUCGCCGCUGGGGAACCACACUCGGGACUCUGUUGAGGUCAGUCCGCUAAGCCUCAACACCGACAAGCUUCCCCAGGAAUCGCCUCUGUCCCCGCUGCCACCCAGCCAGCCACAGGACAGCGUGAAUGGGCCCUGCAGCCAGCCCUCUGGGGACAGAGCCCUCCAAACUGCCAGCCCCUCCGAGCUGGCCCCUGGGAAUGAGAACGGCCUAGCAGUGCCCGUGUCCCUGAGGAAGUCCCGGCCCAUGUCAAUGGAUGCCAGAAUUCAGGUAACCGAGGAGAAGCACGUCGCCGAGCAAGACGGAGCCCCCAGUCCAGCAGCCAGCAGGGCCCCGAAGGCGAGCCAGGGCCGGCCCAGCAGCAGCGCCCUGGAGAGCCUGGGCAGCGGGAAGCUGGCCAACGGCAGCCUGGAGCUCCCCGCCUCGGCCCCCAGCCCCUCCAAGCGGGACGACUGUGGCAGCCUGUCCACCUCCGAGAGCGUGGACUACGGCACCUCCCUGUCCGCCGACCUGGCCCUGAACAGAGAGACGGGCUCUCUGUCCAUCAAGGAUUCCAGGCUACACAAUAAGACCCUCAAGCGGACGCGCAGAUUUGUCGUGGACGGCGUGGAAGUGAGCAUCACUACCUCCAAGAUCAUCAGCGAAGAUGAGAAAAAGGACGAGGAAAUGCGAUUUCUCAGGCGCCAGGAACUCCGGGAGCUUCGACUGCUCCAGAAAGAGGAGCAUCGGAACCAGACGCAGCUGAGCAGGAAGCACGAGCUGCAGCUGGAGCAGCUGCACAAACGAUUUGAGCAGGAGGUCAACGCCAAGAAGAAGUUCUUCGACACAGAGCUGGAGAACCUGGAGCGUCAGCAGAAGCAGCAGGUGGAGAAGAUGGAGCAAGACCACGCCGUGCGUCGUCGGGAGGAGGCCAAACGGAUCCGCCUGGAGCAGGACCGGGACUACGCCAGGUUCCAGGAGCAGCUCAAGCUGAUGAAGAAGGAGGUGAAGAAUGAGGUGGAGAGGCUUCCGCGACAGCAGCGGAAGGAGAGCAUGAAGCAGAAACUGGAGGAGCACUCGCAGAAGAAGCAGCUGCUUGACCGGGACUUUGUGGCUAAGCAGAAGGAGGACCUGGAGCUGGCCAUGAAGAGGCUGACUGCCGACAACAGGCGGGAGAUCUGCGACAAGGAGCGCGAGUGCCUCAGCAGGACCGGGAGGCGGCCCUGUGGGAGAUGGAGGAGCACCAGCUGCAGGAGCGGCACCAGCUGGUCAAGCAGCAGCUCAAGGACCAGUACUUCCUGCAGCGGCACGAGCUGCUGCGCAAGCACGAGAAGGAGCGGGAGCAGAUGCAACGCUACAACCAGCGCAUGGUGGAGCAGCUGAAGGUGCGGCAGCAGCAGGAGAAGGCGCGGCUGCCCAAGAUCCAGAGGAGCGAGGGCAAGACGCGCAUGGCCAUGUUCAAGAAGAGCCUGCACAUCAGCGGCGCGGGCAGCGCCUCGGAGCAGCGCGAGAAGGUCAAGCAGUUCUCCCAGCAGGAGGAGAAGCGGCAGAAGUCGGAGCGGCUGCAGCAGCAGCAGAAGCAUGAGAACCAGAUGCGGGACAUGGUGGCGCAGUGCGAGAGCAACAUGAGCGAGCUGCAGCAGCUGCAGAAUGAAAAGUGCCACCUCUUGGUAGAGCAUGAAACCCAGAAGCUGAAGGCCCUGGACGAGAGCCAUAACCAGAACCUGAAGGAAUGGCGGGACAAGCUCCGGCCACGCAAAAAGGCUCUGGAAGAGGAUCUGAACCAGAAGAAGCGGGAGCAGGAAAUGUUCUUCAAACUGAGCGAGGAAGCGGAGUGCCCAAACCCCACCACCCCAAGCAAGGCCACCAAGUUCUUCCCCUACAGCUCCACGGAUGACUCCUAACCACGCCCCGGGCCACGGCUGGCAGCGUGGUGGGCCUCUGGGGCCCCCAUUCUCGAUGAACAAGGACUCAGGCCCCCACUGCUUCUGUGCCAGCUUGAAUCCAGCCCCCUUCCCCCCAGCUGUGCCCACAGAUGCCCUGCUGUGUCGACCCACCUACCCUGUGCACCGCCAGGUCUGACCGUUGUCCCCAGUGAACCCAGAUUGCUCCAAGCUGUAAGUGAUCUGAGUCGUUGGUGGGUCAGGGUCCAGGAGGACCACAAGGUCCCUCCCCUUGCCAAAGCCCCUGUUUCGUGGUCACUGAGGCUCCUGGUGCCUGAUUCUAGGUGGUUCUCAGCCACUCCCUGUGGCGUCCGAUGAGAACAAGGCCCUUCUAGUCAUUCCAGUUUCCCAGGGACCCUAGCCCUCCAGCCAGCCGCUCAGGAUGUCCUCCUUGGUUCCCCAGUUUGCUUUCCAUGUAAGACAAGGCCAGGUGUAUAUGAGGGAGAGGAUGAGAGAAGGGGGAAGCCAGAAAUGUUCUCUGCUGGUCUCGGUGUCUGGUGCCAUCUUGUGCCCUGCUGCCUGCACACGCACAGACUUGACCCCUGGCAUGACCCGGGCAGGCAUGCCCCGCCCUGGCCUCUCGUUCCCAGGUUGGGGGGAAGCCACUUGCUGCCUGAGCCUGUGCCCGAGUGGCGGGAACAGUUGGGUGGAACCGGCUGCAGCUGGCAGCAGAGGCAGGAGAGGCGCGGGCCGUGCUGCCUGGCUGCUCCUGCCCCCACUGGGAUCUGCGUUCAGGGACACGUUCCUCCCCGCACUGGACUUCCACAGCUCAGCCUGCUCCCGCCUCACGUGCAGCGGCACGGGGAGCUGCCAACCUCCACCCUGCGAGCUGCUCCCCACCAGGGCUGCCCUACUUUCCAGACUGAGGCUGGUGGCCAGGGCAGGCGCUGGGACUUCUCUUCAGGAAGAACAGGCCUGGGGAGGGGUUGCUUCCUGCCCCUGGCCCGGCAGCAGCACAGGUGCCUCAUGGAUGGACUCCCGGACGGGUUCUGAUCCCCGCAGGCUGCAGAGUGUGUGCAACCUCAUGACAGCAGAUGCUGGAACCCUCAUGCAGUUCAUUACGAAGAACCUUUCUCACUGCGAUGUCUAGCUGUUCCCAGAGACAGAUAUGACGUGGAUGGCUUCUUCAGGAGCACAUCUGCUCUACAAACAGCGAGGACGGCGUCAGAGUACCUCGUGGGCACAGAGUCUGGCCACUCCCCUGCUGGUGACAGAGUGGCCAAGACACCCUGGGAGGACUUUCUCCUCCUUCACUCCGAGAGGCUCAGGUUCGAGACUUUAUCCUUCUCAAGUGAUUCCUUGGCAGAUUUCUUGGCACUGGAUAACUGAAUGCUGGGGAAGAAAGCAGCCACUCAACAGGAAAAGGGGACUUGGGGUUCCCACAUCUCAACUGUGCAGUGGAGAUGCUUGGGGGGCCAUGGGAAGGCAGUGCUUCUCUCAGGUCCAUGCACUGCGGUUCCCCGCUUCAGAGUCUGACCCAGGUGGGAGCUUUUCAGGCUAGACAGCUGUCCCUUUAGUCCCUCCGGUGCACAGGCGCUGUGAACACGAGCAGUGACAGCAGCUGCAGAGCAUAGACCCAGCUCCCCGUGUAGCAGCACUGGCAACGGGCUGGCAGGACUGGCUGGGGGCUCUGUUUACGGUCACUUCCUUUACAGCCCAGGCUGCAGGGCAUGCGGUGAAAUGCCAGUCUCAUGGCUCAGGCAGAAGUCUCCGUUCCCUUGUUUGACCUGUGAUUUACAUCGUCCUUGUCCUCCAAGUGUUGCCGAUUCCUUGCUCAGCUCCCUAGCAGCUCCUCUGUGCCUUUGUGGAUGGGUCUGGCCUGGUCUCCCUGCCUGUGAUCGGCAGUGCCCAUCCCUGAUGAGGCCCACAGUCUUCCUCGUGCUCCGUGCUUAUGUUUUCUGGCUAAGGGACAGAUGCAACUGUUUCUCCCUUUCGGUCCAUUUUUAGCAGAGUAAAUAUAACUAACUUAUAUUUUCCCUUUACGAAGAAUAGAAAUUAUUUUUAUGUAGUUUCCAAACUUUAUACAGAACUUUUGUAAACUGCUCUCUGCAGUUAACUGCAAGAAUGUAAAUAUGCUUCUAAUAAAAUAACAAGGUGGUUUGCA